GGGUGAUAUUUCAUUGUUUGUCGACAAUACAGUCACCCUGGGUUGCAGCUGUAGUACAAACAGAUACUUUGCCUCACACUUCAAGUGGAGAUGUUUGAUUCGGAUAUUUCAGGUUACCAUGUUUCAAGCAUCAGCAACUGCACGCUAAAAAUACGAUACUGGAAAGACCUAUUGCAUGCAACACUAUCGCCUAUAAUCCAACAUGGCCAGCCGACAGCAGCCGCUUUUGCCCCUCUCUCAGAGGUACGUCAACGGGGUCCCCGUCCCCGAAAAACGGUUCAGUUUACGGACUUCAGAGAGGUAUUUUGUCUACUUGAUUGUGUUAGUAUUCAUCAGCCUUUGCUACAGCGCCUUAUUUCUGCUGCCGGAACUGCGGACUCGUACCACUUACGUGGAUGCACCGGAAAAGAUGUUCCAACACAGUAUUGACUUGCCGGGCGGUAAUAAAGGGGGCGUAGUUGGGCACAAUCCCUUGGACAAAACGGGGGAGGAUAUACACGGCUCGGAGGACAAAAGGAAAUUUAGGUUACAGCUGCAACUAGAUGAAACUUUACAGCGUGCUAAGAACGCUUUAAACGAUGGCGUGGCCCAGAUAGGUCUCCCUGGUGUUGCCCUAAAUGAUCAAAAUAAAAAGGACGGGGUAGGGGAAGAUGCUAAAUCAGGGGAGAAGUUACCUGUGGGUGGGGCCAAAGAGGAUCAAAAGGAUGUGAAGAAGGAGGUGGAUGAAGAUAAACAGAAGUUCUUGGAGAAGCAGAAAGAGGAUGAAGCCAAACGGAGAGAGGAGCAAAAGCAGGCAGAUCUGAAGAAGGCUGGGGUGAAUUUUGAAGGCAGCAACCUGCCAGACGGUGAGCCCGACGACGAGGAGACCAGGAAACGGAGGAAUGCAGUGCGAGAGAUGAUGCUGCAUGCCUGGAACGGCUAUGAGAAGUACGCUUGGGGGGCCAACGAGCUAAAGCCCAUCUCCCACAUGGGCCACUCAGCAAGCAUCUUCGGCCGCUCCUCGGUCGGCGCAACCAUCAUAGAUGGCAUGGACACCCUCUACAUCAUGGGCCUCAAGGAUAAAUUCCUCAAGGCCCGGACGUACGUCGCCCAUGAUUUCCAUUUCACGGCUACGACUGACCUGUCGGUGUUUGAGGUCAACAUCAGAUUCAUUGGAGGUUUGCUGUCUGCCUAUGCACUGACAGGAGACGAGAUUUUCAAGGAGAAAGCCAAGGAGAUAGCCGACAAGCUGCUCCCAGCAUUCAACACCCCGACUGGCAUACCAUAUGGACUGGUUAAUAUCAAGAGUGGGAGUGGCCGAAACUGGGGCUGGGCCUCGGGAGGCAGUUCCAUCAUUGCCGAAUUCGGAAGUCUGCACCUGGAGUUUGUCUACCUCUCUGAGAUAACGGGGAACCCAGUGUACAGUCAGAAGGUUAACAAAGUCAGGGAGGUCCUUGAUUCCAUGAGCAAGCCUGACGGCCUCUACCCGAACUAUCUCAACCCCAAAACAGGCAAAUGGGGACAGCAACAUGUUUCCCUGGGUGCGCUUGGUGACAGUUUUUACGAGUAUCUACUGAAGUCUUACAUCCAGUCUGGCAAGAAGGACGAGAAGGCCAAGAAGAUGUACUUUGACGCGAUUGCGGCUAUUGAGAGAAAAAUGAAACAGACCUCGCCGGGCGGAAGGACGUUCAUCGGGGAGUGGCGGGCCAAUCGCGUGGAGAAGAAGAUGGACCACCUGUCCUGCUUCUCUGGGGGGAUGUUUGGGCUGGGCGCCCAGUAUUCAGACCGGAAGGACCAUUACCUGGAGCUGGGCGGCCAGAUAACGGAAACCUGUCACCAGGCCUACGACAACACAGCGACCAAAUUAGGCCCCGAGGCUUUCCGGUUUGAGGGUCGCUCGGAGGCCGUGGCCAUGCGACAGAAUGAGAAAUACUACAUCCUGAGGCCUGAGACGAUAGAGUCCUACUUCGUGAUGUGGAGGCUGACACACGAGCAGAAGUACCGGGAGUGGGGCUGGGAGGCAGCGGAGGCUUUGAACAAGCACUGCCGCGUGGACAGCGGUUUUUCCGGCAUACGGGACGUAUAUGCAACCAAAGUCAGUCAUGACGACGUUCAGCAAAGCUUCUUCCUCGCUGAGACGCUCAAGUAUCUCUACCUGCUAUUUUCAAACGACGACCUCCUACCCUUGGACCAGUGGGUGUUGAACACUGAGGCACAUCCGCUACCAGUGCUGAAAAGCUGGAAGCCUUGAGGCCUUCUGUGUUGAUUUGAUUUUUUUUGUUGAUCGCAAUCCCCUUGUUUAAAAACUGGCUUUGCUUACAUAUGUCAUUUUUUAUCAGAGUCCUUGCAACAUCGUCAGAAAUGUGUGUAACACAAGCCACUGCCAAUUCUCUCAGCGUAGCAACAUCCUGGAACCAUUGUGGGUUUUUUCUUCCAAGUUCCCAGUGGAGUUAUGGUGAAGUCUUGAAAUCAGCUGCCAGAAGUACCGUUCAUAUUUUGCCUCAUUGUUCAGCAGUGUGAUUUUUUUGUCAUUCAGGGAUACUCAAGAUUACAUUUUUGGUGUGUAAAAUCAUCAUUGCUUCUACAAAGUGAUACACGGCUGACAUCAGUGCUUGAAUGUCUUUGUUAAGACAAAGAGACGUCAAUGCUGGCUUAAGCUGUGUGGUAUUUUGUGAAAAUGGUGACGAAACCUACCCUGCUUGUGGAGUGAAUAAUUCUAUUUAAUCCCUUGACGCCAGGAGACUGCCACUGGUAUAGCCGCGGCUCAAUGGGAGGAUUAGUGCAUAUCACACAUACAUUCUAUUCAUGCACCUGCGGUUUCAAUAUGGGCCAGCUGCUGGCUCGGGCUCUGCAAUCUGUGCACGCCGCAGUCCAGCAGUCACAGUCAAAAAAAUCCCGGCGUUAAGGGAUCAAGAGGUAAUUUUGGGGUUGGGGAGAAGUUAUAUGUUAUAUUUGGAGUUUUGGCCUUCACUGACCUACAUUUCUACGAAUUGUAUACUCAGUGUUAUUUGGCGGCUGCACCCACUGCUGAUGUGACUCGAAUCAGCCAGCUGCCCCCAGCAAUGUCGAUGGUCAAGUGGUAAGACAUCUGCACUACUAAGCCAGAGACUGUGGGUCCGAGUCCCACCAAAUUAAGGUUGUGACAAUUGUUCACAAGUCUUUGGACAGCACUGAAGAUAUAUAUGUCAGUAUAUCAAUACAUGUCAUUGAAGGGCCAAACGCUCCAUUUAGAAUUUCAAGUUGGAACCAUGUUCAUGCUUUGCCAUGGUAAUGUAAAAAUGGGGGGGAAGGGAAUGUUUACCUUUUCCGUACCUGUCCUCUUUGUUUUUUGUUUUGUUUUUCACUAUAAGUGAUCACGAAGUAAACCUGUUGUUUUGAUUAGGAGUCUUAUUCUGGUAUUGUGCAACAGUUGGGGUAAAAUUUCCUUUUUUUUUUUGUACAGUGAAAUGUCUUGAAUCGGCAGGGAGAGUUUAAUUUUAGUCGUUGAAUCGCCGCAAAUAUUGGAUUUUUUAAAAAUUAAAUCAUCAGUUGUGUGGUAUUUCAUCACAUUCAGUUUUCAGACCACGGCUUCUCUUGUCUGGUUUUAAAAAUCACGCAAAUGCUAAAUCACAGUGACGUGACUUGAAGUAAAGAUGUGAACCCUUUUUAGACACAUAACUUGUUGAACUUUUUUUUUAGUUCGUUGGUGUUACUCUCUUCACUCCUGUACUUAAAACUUUGUGGAGGUGGUGAGAUGUAAACUUACUCGGUAUCUUACUCAUUUAAACUCGUUCUCCAUUUCAGACUUAGUGCAGUCAUCACAUGGGCUUAAGACAUCACUCAAAAUCCUGCCCAGUUAAAUGAAACAAUGAGAUAUUUGCUUCUGUAAAGACAGAAACUGUGCACAGUGAUCUUGUAGACGAGGCAUGUUUUUGUGUUAAUCUCCUAACAUUCAACAAGUGGACACAAGACAGAAAAUUUUGAGUUGCCUGGAGUGUUCUGUUUCUCUACGCCAUUGCACACCUUUGAGGAAUUGAGGAUUGACCCCGCCUCCCCCUCAUGCAUUUACAUGAGUCGUGAAAUCCUUUGGAAUGUCCGCUUACGGGAUGGUCAAUUAUCCUGUUGUACAAAUGUAAACUAGUAUGACCCGACUGUAACAGUUUCCAACCGUUAUAAAGUGUUUUCUGUUAACAAACUCUAUUUUGCCAUUUGCAUUGACAAAAAGUGUAGAUCUGAAAUACAUUUUACCAGUUAGAUCCAACCAGUAGUCUGUAAAUUUUAUUGAAGUAACAUUUUUGGAGAUUUUGUUGAGUGGAACACCUGCAUAUCUGCCAAGAUUGCAUUUAAAUUCAUAAUCAUUUUUCAUUUUGUUCUUUAAUUUUUUCCUUAGUGCACAACCAAUGUACCGGUACUUAGUCUUGGCUUCAAGCAUUUCUAUACAUGUAUAUACACCAUUAGUAGGUUAAUACAAAUCAUAACCACACUGCCAAAGCACGCUUGAGUGCAGUUGGUUUGCACUGGUUUCAGUCUUGAGAAGAGGCCACAGUUGUGUACACAUUCUGAUAUUUUUUUGUUCUGUGAUCAAGUACAGUGCGCAGUGAGUCUUGCACUGGGUUUUAUUUCCAGGAUUUUCCCUUGAAAUAUAUAUUUUUACUCUUCCCAUUACCCACGCAUGAUCCAGCACAGCCUGUGUAAUGAUUGACUCACUGGCUUUCUGCGGAAAGUCUCUGUCCCUCAAUGUGCAGCACAUAACGUGUCCUUGGCCAUGAUUUUGUGCCAAUUCUAAUGAAAGUUAUUUGCAUCGCGCAUCAAAUGCACACACAAAACCAGCUAACACAUCCCACAUCCUUUACAGGCUCUCUUAAGUUCACACCAACAUUUUCUUGCGAGGACUUGGUAGAGGGACCAAGCAUUUUGAAAAUGUAGAUUUUGUUCUUGACACGUGAGCAGAAUAAGCAAUUUUUGCGGCUCGGUGCUGCAUGCUUUGAGAUAUAUUAUCUUCAUUCCAUCCGUGGGACUCAGCCACAUUGGGCCAUUUUUUGUGAUCAGUCAUUCAGGUUUCGUGUACUUUUCAAAAAAACCUGAAAUUUACCUGAUGCCUUUUGACUUGCAAAGUUUCUUUCUUGGGUAUUGAAAUGACUUACUUGUUAGGAAUAGACCCCUGUACUGAUGAUGCCACAGUGUGAGCGUGUUUUCCUACGGUGUUCAGUGGACUGUGGCCUGCCCCCACCCCAGCUCCAUGGGCCAUAGGAAAGUGCACAUGUAAACAAAGUGUGGUGUCAUCAGUGCAUAGGCCCUUUAUGGCAUGGUUAGAGAGUCUGGUGUUGAAAUCUUUUUUUUAUGGGCUCUUAAAGGCUUUAACUUUGUAAAGAAACUGUUCCACGUGAUCUGUCCAAUGACUGCUAAAUAGCUAUAACUAUUCAUUUGCAUAUUAGCAGACAAUUUGGCAUCAAAGUGGUUCAGGAAAUUGUUUUUUUUUAACUGUGCUAAAAGGCAAUAAUUUCAUAAUGUUCUGUACAUUUGAGUGAAGUAAAAACACACAAAAUUUAGCAUUAUAAAAUUAGAAUUAUUUUUCAGAAAUUAGACUCAUACAAAUAAUAUUGAUCCCCCACCUUGUAACAAAAAAA
Molecule: messenger RNA, 5585 nt
Organism: Acanthaster planci (crown-of-thorns starfish)
Lineage: Eukaryota; Metazoa; Echinodermata; Asteroidea; Valvatida; Acanthasteridae
Product: mannosyl-oligosaccharide 1,2-alpha-mannosidase IA-like
Biological process (GO): carbohydrate metabolic process; mannose trimming involved in glycoprotein ERAD pathway
Cellular component (GO): Golgi membrane; endoplasmic reticulum
Molecular function (GO): mannosyl-oligosaccharide 1,2-alpha-mannosidase activity; calcium ion binding
Source: RefSeq, a predicted model, not a curated record